AUGGGGCAAGCCUACCAUGGUAGUAUGUGGCUAGACCGUGGAGGAAAUUUGUGGCUGUGGUUGGACGGUGUGGGGGAUCCAAGUCCCAAUGCCAUAGUUACGAUUGCAACUUGUGGGAUUGAGUCGGUUGCAGGUUGCAAUAGAUUGGCCGCGGGGGUUGCUUUCGUCGCUGUUGUGGAGCUCGAUGGCGUUUGUGAAAUUGGUGUGAGGUUUUAUACGAGCACGUGGGACGCUAUGAAUGGUCCCACACUCGCUGGGAUGUUAUCCCUUGGUGAGGAGGUUAUAGCACUGCUCUGCACCAUAACUGUCACGCCUAUGUCUUUCGCAUUAGUGAAGGCCCGACCUUUGCUUCAGACUUGGUCUGACUGA
Molecule: messenger RNA, 369 nt
Organism: Lactuca saligna
Lineage: Eukaryota; Viridiplantae; Streptophyta; Magnoliopsida; Asterales; Asteraceae
Source: the annotation of a GenBank genome assembly